AUGGUUCGCGUCAUCAUCAAAGGCGGCGUCUGGAAGAACACCGAAGACGAGAUCCUCAAGGCUGCCAUCUCCAAGUACGGCAAGAAUCAAUGGGCGCGCAUCUCGUCCCUCUUGGUGCGCAAGACGCCAAAACAGUGUAAAGCAAGGUGGUACGAAUGGCUCGACCCAUCCAUCAAAAAGACCGAAUGGUCCAAAGAAGAAGAUGAGAAGCUUCUCCACCUCGCCAAGCUCAUGCCUACCCAAUGGCGCACUAUUGCUCCUCUCGUCGGUAGGACAGCCAAUCAAUGUCUCGAGCGCUACCAGAGGCUUCUCGAUGAGGCCGAAGCACAGGAUGAUCAGCCCGGCUCAAGUUCCCUCGGUCUCACGGGAACGGGCGAAGCGGUCCCCAGCGCAGAUGAUGUACGCCGUCUGCGCCCUGGUGAAAUCGAUCCGGAUCCCGAAACCAAGCCUGCCAGACCCGACCCCAUCGACAUGGAUGAAGACGAGAAGGAAAUGCUUUCAGAGGCGCGUGCACGUCUCGCCAACACCCAGGGUAAGAAAGCUAAGCGCAAGGCUCGUGAACGCGCCCUCGAGGAAGCCCGUCGCCUCGCCAUGCUACAGAAGCGCAGAGAACUCAAAGCUGCUGGCAUCACUAUCAAACAAAAGACCAAGAAGGGCGUCAUCGAUUACAAUGCCGAUGUUCCCUUCGAAAAGAAACCGCUUCCUGGCUUCUACGACACGAGCGCAGAGGCUUCCAAAUCCUACAAGGCGCCCGUCGGUAAGACCUUGCAAGAGCUCAAUAGACGAAACGCUGCACCCGAGGACCCCUCCAAGAACAAACGUCAGCGCGAAGCCGAGGAAAAGAACAAGCAAGCCAAAGAAGCCUCGGCAGGUCGAAACGAGGAACAGAUUCGCAAGCUCAAGGAAGCAGACCAAAUCGCCAAACGCCGUAAACUCAACCUGCCCGCGGCGCAAGUCGGCCAGGAUGAACUUGAAGCCAUCGUCAAAAUCGGUCAAGCAGGUGAAAGAGCACGCUCUCUGGUCGAAGUUGGCUCCAGCGAUGCAACUCAUGGCUUGCUCGAAAAAUACUCGGCGCUCGAUUCGGCGCAAAGCGCACGCACCCAGCAGGUGGCAGCGCACGAGGAUUCCGUCAUGAGAGAGGCCAGGAACCUUCGCCUCAUGUCCUCAGCCCAGACUCCGCUGUUGGGCGAUGCCAAUGUGGAUUUGCACUCUUCGCAGACAUCUACUGCUCAAACGCCCGGAUCGUACGUACCCCAAACACCCAAUCCGCUCUUGGUGGACUCGGAGAGGGAAACGCGAUCGCAAGCAGGCACCAGUACACCUCAAAGGACGCCGUUGCGCGAUAACCUAGGUCUCAACGUCGAAGACAGACUUCAAUCCGGCUACGAGACGCCAAGGGAUCUUAAGAGGGCGCGCACCUUAGCCCAGUCUCAGCUCAGGCAGAGUCUGUCCUCGUUGCCAGCCCCAAAGAAUGACUUCGAUAUUGUGGUGGACGAGCAAGAUGAUGAGCCUCAGGCGAGCUCGAGCAGGCUGCCAGACGGCGCGCUCAUCAGCGAGGAGGAUGCAGCAGAGCGUGACGCUCGACUUGCGCGGCAGGAAGCGGAGGAGCAGGCUAAAGCAGAGGCACGACGCAACCAAGUUGUGCGCCGCAAUCUGCCACGACCCGCCGGGGUGGACCUGGCACGAUUGAGCGAGUACAUCGAAUCCAGGUACCACGAUCGCGUCGAGCUGCUCGUUGCUCGUGAGACAGCAAAGCUUCUGCAUCACGAUGCCAACGUGCACCCGAUCGCUGGAGGCAACCAUCCUGAGCCCGAAUCGGUGCAACUCGAUCCCCUGUCGGACGCGUCGAUGGCUGCUGCUCGAGAGUUGAUGCGCGCAGAGUUGGCCGAGCAGUUUGGCUUUCCAGGCGCCAACCAUGAAGCGCUGCAACGACUCGUGGGUGCUUCGCUCGAUGACGACGAGGAGGCCAUGGACAAGCUUGAAGCCGCGCUCAGGCAGCGAUGGGUCGAAGCACGAAAGGACAAGGCGGGACUGGUCGAGGAAUUGGCAUCCGCACGGGCGAGGAUGGCUGAAGCAGCGUCGCAGGCGUCGAAAGGCGAAAAGACGCUGUUAAAAGUGCUAGGUGGCUACAAGGCUAGGAGUGAGGCGCUCUCGGCGUCGGUCAAGGAGCAACACAAGGCGUUAGAAGAAGCUGCCAUCUCGCGCGAGACGUUUGAGCGUCUGCUUCGCGAAGAGCAGGGUGGCAAGGCCGAACGACUCGACUCGCUGCGCAAGGAGGUGGAGCGUCUUGCGAGCCGCGAAGGGCUGGCGCAAUCCGCCUACAAGGCGCUGGAAGACGAGAAGACAGUUCUGCAGGAAUCAUGCGAGACGCUCGAGAUGGAACUCAACAUGCGCCAGGCUGAGGCUCUCAACGAGGCCGCGCUAGCAUGA
Sporisorium graminicola is the source of this 2430-nucleotide messenger RNA. RefSeq lists its product as uncharacterized. The record is from RefSeq and is a predicted model, not a curated record. Lineage: Eukaryota; Fungi; Basidiomycota; Ustilaginomycetes; Ustilaginales; Ustilaginaceae. Bases 1 to 2430 code for a protein of 809 amino acids. The transcript has a single exon. Gene Ontology annotation, cellular component: Prp19 complex; spliceosomal complex. Gene Ontology annotation, biological process: mRNA splicing, via spliceosome.